Thamnophis elegans (Western terrestrial garter snake) is the source of this 3685-nucleotide messenger RNA. It is a transcript of the gene CBX8, whose product is annotated as chromobox 8. Bases 685 to 1803 code for a protein of 372 amino acids. NCBI's taxonomy places the organism in Eukaryota, Metazoa, Chordata, Lepidosauria, Squamata, Natricidae. The record is from RefSeq and is a predicted model, not a curated record. The transcript has 3 exons.
CUCCGGCGCUGCCUGGCAGCGCAGGCUCGGCUUUGUGCGCGCGGCACCGAACCCGCCAGGCCCGCCCGAGGCCGCAGGCAGGCAGGCAGGCAGGCAGAGGAGCGGGGCUCUCCGCGCGGCUCCCUCCUUUCUGCAGCAGUGCUUUGCUGCCUGCCGCUCCCCCUUUCGGCUCGCGCUGCGCAGAUUGCCACCAUCUCUCGAGCGUCGCGGACCCUUCCCCCCCCUCCAACCUCUUAAAUGCAUGCACGUUUUUGGCUGCUGCGGCUAUUUUUUUUUUUUUUUUUUUGCACGCAGCUCUGCAUGCAUCUAUUGGAACCCGGCUUGCAGCACGCCCCCUUUUUCAUGCAUGGAGAUAUUUUAUUUUUUCCGCCCUUGCAGCUUUUUUUUGCCUUUGCGUUUUCGUGGCAUGCUUUUGGGGGCUGCUUGGGUUUUUUUUGUUUUGUUUUUUUUUUGGUAAUUGACGCAUGCGGUCGGGAACACCUUUGGUUUUCAUAGCGAGUAUGAAAUUGUAGCGCCGUUUAAUUUGGUAGGCUCUCCUGAAAUGCGGGCUCAUUUGUUUCUUCUUGGCAACUGCAGGGUCGGAUGGAAUAUCUGGUGAAAUGGAAAGGCUGGUCUCAGAAGUAAGUAGAGCUCAGGGCAGUCUAAUGUAGAUUGGUAGCAAAAAUUGCAGUAGGACUGGAAAUAAUGCUUUGUGGAGUAGACCGAGCGACUCCCCCCUCCCCCCAAGCUAUCCUCCACUGCUGUGUUAUGGAACAUCAUGAGGGGGGAAUUAUUUUUUCUCUCUCUUUUUUUCCUCCUCCUUCUCUGUUGGACUUUCUUUUACUUUUUGCUAGGUACAGCACCUGGGAACCUGAGGAAAACAUUCUAGAUGCCCGCCUCCUUGCUGCUUUUGAGGAAAGGGAAAGAGAAAUGGAACUUUAUGGUCCUAAGAAACGUGGCCCCAAACCCAAAACCUUCCUUUUAAAGGCCCAGGCCAAAGCCAAAGCCAAAACAUAUGAAUUCCGUAGUGACUCUGCUAGGGGCCUCCGGGUACCUUAUCCUGGACGAUCUCCCCAGGAACUGGGCUCUACUUCCCGGGCUAGAGAAGGACUGAGACAGAUUCCACUGCCCCCUCAAAGCACCUCCACCACCUCUUCCCCCAGCAUGCCUCGAAUGGAGCCAAUCCAGGAAAACAGGGUGGGGAUAGAGGAAGACCGAUCUGAAGCCGCCUUCAAAAAACGAGGUCCAAAGCCCAGGAAAGACCUGCCCGAAAUGACAGAGGUUGCCUCAAAGCGGAAGUCAAUAGAGCCUGGCGACAAGAUGGUGGUGGACUACCUAAAAGCUAGAAAAUUAGAAGAGACAGAUAACUCUGGGACAGCAAAAUUCAGUUCAGGACACAGUGUGAUCCAGUUAGCUCGGAGACGAGAGCCUGAGUUACCCAGUGUUGUUCCCAACCCAAGGGCGGAAACUGGAAUGAAACUGGGUGCACCUGAGACUUACCCUCCUAGACUGACCAAGCACAGGGCGGAUUUCCUGGAUUCCAAAGGGCAAAGUGGUUUGGACUUGGGGGCUUCUAAGAUCUUGCAUAGCUCUGCAAACCAAGGCAGCUUAUAUCGUGAUGGCAUAGGGACGCAGGCUGGCAGGCCUUCUCUCAUCGCCCGCAUCCCUGUCUCCCGGAUCCUGGGUGACCCAGAAGAAGAACCUUGGAGCCCAUCUCUCAACAAUUUGGAGAAAGUAGUAGUGACUGACGUGACAUCCAAUUUCUUGACAGUAACCAUCAAGGAGAGCAGCACAGACCAAGGGUUCUUUAAAGAAAAGCGGUGAAUUCCUUCAGAGAAGUCAUUGAAAGGCUUUGGAUAGAGGUCGGCUGAAUUGGGAUUUUUAAAAAAAACUUUUAUUUUAAAGCUUUUUGGGACAGGCUUGCUUGUCAAACAUCUGUCCUUAAUUCUUUUCUUUAUCUCUCCCUCCCCACCCCAACCUUGCCACCAAUUUCAAUUUUGGUUGAAAAAAAUUAUCUCUAGAGUUAUAUUUUCUAUUAGAUGUAAAUAUGUUAUUUAAAGAAAAAUACAUAUAUCUAUCUAUAUAUAUAUAUCUAUAUACAUACAUAUAAAUAUAUAUAUUUCAGCUCUUAAGUUGUUUGAUUGUUGCUUUUUUUUAAUUUAAGGCCUUUGGAGAAGGAUAUUAAAACAGAGAAGUGAUGCAUCUCUUGCCUCAACUGCAAGAGCUGGUGUGUAGAUAAUGAAUGAUCCUGUUAGUCAAUCAUAAUACUUUGGUUUAACACCCCCCCCAAUUGUUUCUCCUUCCUUCCCACAAAUAUGAUGUUGACUGAAAAUAUGGGGAUAUUAUAUUCAUCUGGGGAUUGAAAAAGCUCCAGGUUUUUUUAAAAUUGUUAUAAGGUGUUGCUUUGUACAAUCAAGUGUGCUGUAUACACAACUGUUCUGGCUGGACAGCUGAAGUAAGCACUUGACUUUACAGUAUUGUCUUGCUUUGUUUUGCUCCAGUUGAAAAAAAGGUUGUUGUUCUAAAAAGUGUCCAUUAAAAACGGUUGAAAUAUGUUUUAGCAAAGAAGUAUUAACUUGAAUACCUUUUCUUGCAAGGGAGAAGGGGAUGUGUAAGAUUUUUUUUAAAGUGUAGCUGCUGUUAUGCACUUUAAUAUGACUGUCAUAGAGGGAAAGUGGGAGUAGUAGAAGAAGAAAUUGAGCUGAUAGUUUAAUUUAAUUUUGAUUUCUCUCUCUCUCUUUCUUGAUCUUUUCCCUGCUCACUCCAAUAAGAAAAUCUGUUUACAUUCCUUACAUGCCAGAAAGUUGGGGAGGAAAGCAUCUGACUGGUCAUAUUCUCAGUGUUCCUGCUGUUAUUUUGAAAGUGGAUUUUCCAGCCUCCCCCAAUGUUCGUAGUUCCUUUGUAGGCUAUUAGAUUAACAUAUGGCACAACAUCACUGUUUUCCUCAUACAUUCUCAAUCUCUGAUUAAGGAUAAAAUACAACUUCCCAUGUAAUGGGGCUAGGAAAGAGUUUCAGAGUUAGCUGUUUUUAUAGCUAAAUUUCUUUCAUUUUUUAAAGAAAGAAGCAUCUGAUUCCCCCCCCCCCAAAUUUUCCAAGCCAAGUGAUUAAAAAAUGCUUGUCAACUUUAAACAAACAUUUAAACCAUUUCUCUACUCCCUUGAAGAUGAACUCUCCUUAGCUUUUCAUGAAAAGGGUUUGGUUGUGCUUUAUUCUGUAAAGCUCCUGAUUAAUAGGGGACACACACGCAGAGGAAAUUGGGGGAAGGGUUGCUUCCUCUGCUUUUAGCAGGUGCUGUGGUGUCCCAAUAGAUAUUGAUUUAAGCAUCUUUUGUUGGUUCAAAAAGCACAAAAUCUGCCUCAUAGCCUCUAAGGGCCUAGCAGGGGGAUGUGUUGACUUCUCUGUUCUUUUUCUGAAUGGCUGACUCACUGGGCCCUUUUAACACACUUUCUAAUUGCGGGGAGUGAAACUCUAUGUGUGGCCUAAUGAGAAGAGACAAGGAGAAAAUCAGGUGAACCCCAAGUUGCAAGAAGCAGAAAUGACCUGGUCAUUUCUGGGCUCAGAUAGAAAUAUUGUUUCAUAGCCCAUUAUCUCCUCCCUGCUUAUUGGAGGUGGGAUUUUUCCACCAAUACCAACAUGGACAUUUUGUUUGGAUUGUGCUGAAGAAGUAAGCUUCAUUUUUCCCCUCCUGUUCACCCUCCCUUUCUU